CGGGAAACGGAAAACAGCGAGGUGUCCGAGCGAUAGUUCCGCCCUGCAUCAGUUUGCGGAACCGCCUUAGUAGAAGGAGAGAAGGUGAGUGGAGGAGGCACAGGUCUGGAGGGACCAAAGUUCCCCAAUGGCGGCCCGGGGGUGCGCGGCAUCGCGGCUGCUCCAGCUGCUGCUGCAGCUUCUGCUUCUACUGCUGCUGCUGGCGGCGGGCGAGGCGCGCCCGCGGUGGCGCGGGGAGGGCACCAGCGCACAGUUGCCGGACAUCUUCCUGGGCCGCUGCGCCGAGUACCGCGCACUGCUGAGUCCCGAGCAGCGGAACAAGAACUGCACAGCCAUCUGGGAAGCCUUUAAAGUGGCACUGGACAAGGAUCCCUGCUCCGUGCUUCCCUCGGACUAUGACCUUUUUAUUAACUUGUCCAGGCACUCUAUUCCCAGAGAUAAGUCCCUGUUCUGGGAAAAUAGCCACCUCCUUGUUAACAGCUUUGCAGAAAACACCCGUCGAUUUAUGCCCGUGAGCGAUGUUCUGUAUGGCAGGGUUGUAGAUUUCUUGAGCUGGUGUCGACAGAAAAAUGCCUCUGGACUUGAUUACCAAUCCUGCCCUACAUCAGAAGACUGUGAAAAUAAUCCUGUGGAUUCCUUUUGGAAAAGGGCAUCCAUCCAGUAUUCCAAGGAUAGUUCUGGAGUGAUCCACGUCAUGCUGAAUGGUUCAGAGCCCACAGGAGCCUAUCCCAUCAAAGGUUUUUUUGCAGAUUAUGAAAUUCCAAACUUCCAGAAGGAAAAAAUUACACAAAUCGAGAUCUGGGUUAUGCAUGAAAUUGGGGGACCCAAUGUGGAAUCCUGCGGGGAAGGCAGCAUGAAAGUCCUGGAAAAGAGGCUGAAGGACAUGGGGUUCCAGUACAGCUGUGUUAAUGAUUACCGACCAGUGAAGCUCUUACAGUGCGUGGACCACAGCACUCAUCCUGACUGUGCCUUAAAUUCGGCAGCAGCCACUACUCAAAGAAAAGCCCCAAGUCUUUAUGCAGAACAAAGUGCGGGUCUUAUCAUUCCCCUCCUUCUGGUGCUGGCUUCCGGGACUCAACUGUAACUGGAAACUGUUGCUCUAACCCUCCUCCAGCCCUGCAGCCUCCCCUUGCAGUCAUCAUUCGUGUUCUGUGUAUACCAAAUGAUUCUGUUGUCUAAAGAAGCUUUUUGCUGGGAAAACGAUGUCCUGAAAAUGGUAUUUCAAUGAGGCAUAUGUUCAGGAUUUCAGAAACAAGAAAUUAGUUCUAUUUAGCAGGUUAAAAAAUGCUGCAUUAGAAUUAAAGCAAGUUAUUUUCUUAUUUUUAUAAUGACACAAAGCAUUGGGAGUCAGACUGCUUGCAUAUUAUCAAACAUUUUUAGAGAAUUCUAAUAAAGCUGUAUUUUAC
Messenger RNA from Nomascus leucogenys (northern white-cheeked gibbon), 1406 nucleotides. RefSeq names its product bone marrow stromal cell antigen 1 (gene BST1). The record is from RefSeq and is a predicted model, not a curated record. Gene Ontology annotation, cellular component: plasma membrane. NCBI's taxonomy places the organism in Eukaryota, Metazoa, Chordata, Mammalia, Primates, Hylobatidae. Gene Ontology annotation, molecular function: phosphorus-oxygen lyase activity; NAD+ nucleosidase activity. Gene Ontology annotation, biological process: positive regulation of B cell proliferation.